AUGCCGGGAACAGUUGCAGAGCCGCCCUCGGUGUCGCUAUCCUUUGCCAAUAAUUUCUGGGGCAGAGAUGAUGCCGGGGUUGGGCCUAUGCUGGAUCGGAUGCAUGGCUCCAAGGUGACUUGCGAUGAACUCAAGACGUUCUAUAAUAUUCGCGCUGCUAUUGAAGAUGAAUACUCACGAAAGCUCAUGGCGCUAUGUCGGAAGCCACUGGGCACACAUGAGACGGGCUCGCUUCGGUCGUCUUUCGAUGUCGUCCGUGGAGAAACAGAGUCCAUAGCCAAAUCUCACGCAGCUAUUGCCUCGCAGAUCAAAAGAGAAUUGGAAGAGCCGUUGGUUGCCUUUGCAGGCGGAUCCAAAGAAAGAAGAAAAAUCGUACAAGUUGGCAUCGAGCGAAUCCUCAAGACCAAGAUACAACAGACUCAGACGGUGAACAAGACUCGAGACCGAUACGAACAAGAUUGUCUCAGAAUUAAGGGUUACCUUGCACAAGGGCACAUGGUAAUGGGGCAGGAGGAACGCAAGAACAAAGCAAAACUUGAGAAGACGCAGAUCCAGCUUGCCACAAGCAGCAGCGAAUACGAGGCCGCUGUCAAAGUUCUUGAAGAGACAACAGGUCGUUGGAAUAAGGAGUGGAAAGCAGCUUGCGACAAAUUUCAAGACCUGGAAGAGGAGAGAAUUGACUUCACAAAAAGCAGUCUCUGGACCUACGCUAACAUUGCAUCGACUGUGUGUGUUAGUGACGAUGCUUCUUGUGAAAAGAUCCGUCUCUCGCUUGAGAACUGUGAAGUCGAGAAAGAUAUCAUUUUCUUCAUCAAAGAUAGAGGAACAGGGCAAGACAUCCCAGAUGCGCCUAAGUUCGUCAACUUUGCCCGGGGUGAUGUGAACGACACGAGCUCGGAGCUGUCUGAGGAAGACGGUUUCUCUGUUGCCCAGUUUCAACGUACCAUCAAUCCGGCGUUCCGAAGCUCUUCUCCGCAGCCGUCAACCUACGAAUCUCACCAUGAUCCACAGCCUGACCCGCCAGCAGACACCGGCCACGAAAGCCCGGCGACACCUUCCAGUAGGGAAGCUACGGUCACUCCACAACAGCCAACACAACCUCCUGCUCCUUUGGACCUUCGCCGUGGAGGCUACCUCCCGCCCAACUAUGACCCGAAUCAGCAUGGAGAGAUUGGCACUGUCCCACACAAUGCCUACCCAACAGAUGGAAUGACAAUGUUUUGCCGCGCUGGACCACCUUCUGAGCGCAGUUCAGGGAGCAACAGUAUCUAUAGGCCAUCUAGCCGGGACUCGCAAAGUGAGGUCUCCAAUCCAACCUCAGUGUCGAGCCAGGAGCCUUCUAGUGCCAGACAAUCCCCAACAAAGCCCGCACCUACCAAUGGUGUUGCGCUCCCAGGACUUGGAGGGGACAAGCAGAUCCAGAAGAGGAAAAGCGCGUUCUUCAGUAACAGUCCCUUUCGGCGGAAAAGUCGACAUGAUAAGGACCGUAAUUCUGGACCUUCUCAUCCACCGGCCCGUACCACGUGGGAACCUCCUUCAAAACAGAUGACACCAGUCAAGGCACCUCAGUCCCAGCCUCCGCCAGCCGCAGCUCCUCCACUCACAGCUCCUCCAGCAGCAGCCCCUCUUCCAGCAGCAGCCCCUCUUCCAGUAGCAGCCCCUCCAGUAGCAGCUCUUCCAGCGGCUGCUUCGAGCAAUAGCCGGCCAAGUGGAAGCCCGGAACCCGUGGAUCCUAGGGCAAACUUCCAACUCAACGUGGGAAAUAACGUGUUUGAUGUUGCCUCUCCAGACAAGAACUCGCUCAAGAAAGCAGCCCAGGCGGCCAAGUCGGGACAACAGGAGCUAGACCCAAUUGCACGCGCCCUCGCUGAUUUGAAAGGCGCUGGAAAGCAAUCAGCUACUAGGGUCUCUGCCGAUAGAUAUCAUGGAAUCGCUACGCCGGUGCCAUCGGCCCCUCCUUCCAACUACAGCAGUGCAUCUGUGGCCACUCCUCCUCCUGCUUACAAUGUUACCUCCGUGAAGAGACUCGAUGCGCCGCAGCCCGCAUUUACCUCUGCACAGAUGCAGAAGACUACCCAGAAAUACACGGGUAAGACUCAUAGUAUGCUCCGGGGUAGCGGGAACACCCCAAGUUUGGCGACUCGAAACAGCGCACCAGCCCAGGAAGUUCCACGUGCAAAAUCGCCCAUCCCCAGACGCAGUGCCAGUCCCCAAGUGGCGAGUCCGAUGCCUCAAAGGGUCAGCCCGCAACCGAUCAACCCUCCGGUUGUCAGCCCUCAGCCCAUCAUUCCACAGCCAGUUAGUCCUCAGGUCGUGCCUCGUGUUGAUACGCGCAUGAGCCACCGCAGUCGAGGAGCAAGCCCGAGCCCGAGCACUUAUCAAGCAAGCAGUAUACGGAGUCGCUACAGCCGAUCACCAACGGUCUCAACUCCUCCUCAGAGACCAGUGGAUGCAGCACCAUCUGUACACGACUUUUCCCGGCGGAGCUCCCCGAACCCGGCACCACGGGCCGUGUCGCCUCAGCCGCAGUUUAGACAGCAAGUUCGACCUUCUAGCGCCGGAGGUAUGGAGCUGCAGCUUUCGAACAAUGGUAGCGACAUAUAUGGCAGUAGCUUCGACAGCUACGCCUCUCGAGGCAGGGACACCGGCCGGCCUAUGUCAUAUUAUGGCGAUGGGGCAAGCCAAACUGGCAGAUCCAGAAGCAGGACUGUGGCUGUUGCUGAUCCUGGUAGGCAAUUUAGCCGCGAUGGGCGUCCAAUACUUCACUUUGCUCGCGCUUUGUAUAGCUACACUGCCGCCAUACCCGAAGAACUGGGCUUUGGCAAAGGAGACGUCCUGUCUGUGAUCCGACUUCAGGAUGAUGGCUGGUGGGAAGCCGAGCUGACCACCGCUCGAAGCCGAACAGGUUUGGUGCCGAGCAACUACCUCCAGAUUAUUUGA
Messenger RNA from Aspergillus clavatus NRRL 1, 2940 nucleotides. RefSeq names its product formin-binding protein HOF1. Gene Ontology annotation, molecular function: protein binding; phospholipid binding. NCBI's taxonomy places the organism in Eukaryota, Fungi, Ascomycota, Eurotiomycetes, Eurotiales, Aspergillaceae. The transcript is spliced from 7 exons. Gene Ontology annotation, cellular component: mitotic actomyosin contractile ring, proximal layer; cytoplasmic side of plasma membrane; plasma membrane. Bases 1 to 2940 code for a protein of 979 amino acids. Gene Ontology annotation, biological process: cytoskeleton organization. The record is from RefSeq and is a predicted model, not a curated record.